CUCAGGGGGAGCGAACAAGUCGAAGUGCAGUCGACUGGUUGCAUUUAAGGACUUAGCCCAUUUUCUGUCAAUGAGCGCGUGUGUGUUUAUCCCUCCGAGCCUGUGAGCUGUGGUGGAAGUCAGCAAAAAAACCAAAAAAUCUCAAGUGUGAGAAAUGGCUCCAAAGAAGGGAAAAGGAGAUUCAGCGACGCCUCCACCACUGAUUGGAAGAUUUGGCACCUCAUUGAAAAUAGGAAUUGUUGGCCUCCCCAAUGUUGGGAAGUCGACCUUUUUCAACGUGCUGACAAAGAGUCAGGCUGCAGCUGAAAAUUUCCCCUUCUGCACCAUUGACCCAAAUGAGAGUAGAGUGCCCAUUCCAGAUGAACGCUAUGAUUUCCUCUGCCAUUUCCACAAACCUGCCAGCAAAAUCCCAGCAUUCCUUAAUGUUGUCGACAUCGCUGGCCUGGUGAAAGGUGCUCACUCUGGCCAAGGCCUGGGAAAUGCCUUCCUGUCCCACAUCAGUGCCUGCGAUGGAAUCUUCCACAUGACACGUGCUUUUGAGGAUGAGGAUAUCAUCCACGUUGAGGGCACGGUGGACCCAGUGAGGGACAUGGAGAUCAUCCACGAGGAGCUGAGGCUGAAGGAUGAAGAGAUGAUCGGCCCUGUUAUUGACAAGCUGGAGAAGACUGCCAUUAGAGGCGGUGACAAGAAACUCAAACCAGAAUAUGACGUUAUGUGCAAAAUCAAGAGCUGGGUAGUGGAUAAAAAGAAACAUAUCCGCUACUAUCAGGAUUGGAACGACAAGGAGAUCGAUGUGUUGAACAAAUACUUGUUUUUGACAUCCAAACCAAUGAUUUACCUUGUUAACCUCUCUGAGAAAGACUACAUCAGGAGAAAGAACAAAUGGUUGGUGAAAAUCAAGGAGUGGGUGGACAGUCAUGACCCCGGGGCUUUGGUCAUCCCCUUCAGCGGCGGCCUGGAGAGCCAGCUCCAGGACGCCAGCGACGAGGAGAUGCAGAAGUACUGCACAGAGCACAAGACGCAGAGCGCCCUGAGCAGGAUCAUCAAGGCAGGCUAUGCAGCCCUGCAGCUGGAGUACUUCUUCACUGCCGGACCAGAUGAGGUCCGUGCGUGGACCGUUCGGAAAGGAACUAAGGCUCCACAGGCUGCGGGGAAGAUCCACACAGACUUUGAGAGGGGCUUCAUUAUGGCGGAAGUAAUGAAAUUCCAGGAUUUUAAAGAGGAAGGCAGCGAGAGCUCUGUCAAGGCAGCUGGGAAAUACAGACAACAGGGAAGAAACUACGUCGUGGAAGAUGGAGACAUCAUCUUUUUCAAAUUUAACGCACCAAAUGCACCAAAGAAAAAGUAACACAAGAACAAUCUGUUUGUUUACAUAGCUGACUUUAUUGUUACCUCUCUUUUCCUGGCUGAUACACACCGCCAGUUCUUUUCCCCCCCGUCCUGUAGGAUCAAAUCCCACCUCGGGUGCCAAAGCACAGGUUCAGUAAACUCUGACAGCUUUGCUAUUUAAGAUCAGGAUUGGCCCCCACUCCAAAUUGUAGCAGCAUUUGAAGGAGCAUAUUACUCUCCAGAUACUUCAUUAAUCUCCAUCACGGGUGCCAGCACUGACACAGCUGACAGCGGGGACAAUGCCACCUGCUCCUCUUCCCCUUCUGCAGAUAAUGCAUGUUUUACAGUAGCCCAGAUGUCUACACUCAA
This is a messenger RNA of Paralichthys olivaceus (Japanese flounder), 1698 nucleotides long. RefSeq names its product Obg-like ATPase 1. The record is from RefSeq and is a predicted model, not a curated record. Gene Ontology annotation, cellular component: cytoplasm. Lineage: Eukaryota; Metazoa; Chordata; Actinopteri; Pleuronectiformes; Paralichthyidae. Gene Ontology annotation, molecular function: GTP binding; ATP binding; ATP hydrolysis activity.